Molecule: messenger RNA, 1386 nt
Organism: Protopolystoma xenopodis
Lineage: Eukaryota; Metazoa; Platyhelminthes; Monogenea; Polystomatidea; Polystomatidae
Source: the annotation of a GenBank genome assembly
GAUCAACGCUCCCAGGUACAUACAAUUUUUCCCUCGCCCCCCCCUCCCCAGACCCACACGCCAGGCGUACAGUUGUCAAGCGCUUCGUCCGGCCGGGUCCAUCCUCCCACUGCCGGUGCGUCGCCGGCUGGUGGCCAUGCCGGCGGUCUGUUGCUGCCGAUGGUCUGGCCAGGCGUGAUGACCGGCGAGACGCCGCAGCGAGGCCGAGCCCCGGGGCUCGCGGCGCCCGGCGCCAGGCCGAGCUCGGCCGAGCUGAACCAGUCGACCGGACUGAACCCGAUCACCUGCCUCCUGCACCGCAGCCAGGCCGCCCAGCAACUUCACCGGCCCGAGGGCUUCGGGCCGAACUCGAGUCGCGAAGCUCCGCCGCCGCCGCCGCCGUUGCCGCCGCACAAGAGUCCCGUGGUACCAACGAGCCAAUCACAGAAGCCCGGCCAGUCCCCCUUAGGCCCACUGCCGGCGAGUCUACGAGCCUCGGCUCUGCCUCGACAGACCAGCGACGCCCAGGCCGGUUCGACGCCCGACACGACGUCCCGCCUCGCCCUAACAACCGCCGUUGAACCUUCAACGCCUGAAGAACACCGACACCGACACCAACAUCAACAUCAACAGCACCACCAGCAGCAGCAGCAGCAACAGCAGCAGCAACAACAACAACAACAGCGCCAGAGGGCACGUGAGCUCUACGUGGCCCUGCGGCAUCGGCAGAACACUCCGAGCCAGCCGGAGUCGAGCCCGAGGCAGUUGCAGUUGCAGUUGCAGCUGCAGACGCCGCUGCUUCAGCACAGCCUCGCCACGACUUCGCUGGCCGCCGCCUCGAGACCCAGAACCACGGCCAAGUCGUCGAUCCGAAUCGCCGAGCCGUCGGGGACCGGGUCGUCAGGGCCUCUGGCUGUGAGGGGCUUGAGCGAGCCGAAAACUAGAACCGACCAGGCCUGGUCCGUGUCAACGGCGUCGAUGCCGACCACGGCAACGGCCGGAUCGGGCCGAGCUGCCGGCGUCGGUAUGGGAUUCGCCCAGUUGGCCGGGCUCCUGCAAGCAAAAGAGGCGGUGGAGGAGGAGGAGCAUAAACCGAGUCGAGCCGAAGGACCAGUCGGUACCGAAGUCGAGCCAACGCAGGGUGGCAGACCGGCCGCGAGACCCACCGAUCCGCUGCUUGGCGACACCGGACCGGGCGCACGACGACUCGGUUCGAUGAGUCAGAGUUCUGGCGAGAAGCAGACGAGCCCGAGUCAGCAUCGUCUCGUCGACUUUGCUCGCAUGCAAAUGCACACUUUGCCCAGACAAGUGGGCCGGACACCGGUGGCCGGUGGAGACGGCUCGCUCUUCAGCCUCGGCCUGCGCAGGCGACUGGCGGGACUCGAGCUGGCCGAAUAUGCGCGGUAA